GGUCAUAGCAGGUAAUUUCUGACCACAAGAUGUGAUAAGUCAAAAGACCGAAUCUAUCACUCUUUCAGAGACCUUACGCAAGUAUUCCGUCUUGCCACACAUUUCCCGCGUUUCACGCAAUUGCUAUCCAGCGAUGGGAAAUCGACAUUUCUAUAUUGAAACUGGUCAGAUGGUACUUAUCCCCGUGUAUGCCAUACACCACGAUCCAGAUCUGUAUCCAGAACCGGAAAAGUUUAUCCCCGAGCGUUUUAUCAUCAAAAAUAUGCGAUAACGUCCCACUGCCUCGUGGUUGCCCUUUGGAGAUGGUCCCCGCAAUUGUAUUGGAAUGCGAUUUGGCAAGAUGCAGACGAUCAUUGCCUUGGUUUAAUUGCUACGACAUUUUUAGUUCAGUGUAUGCCCACGCACAGAAUCUAAAACAAAGUUU
Molecule: messenger RNA, 424 nt
Organism: Drosophila sulfurigaster albostrigata
Lineage: Eukaryota; Metazoa; Arthropoda; Insecta; Diptera; Drosophilidae
Product: cytochrome P450 6a22-like
Exons: 1
Molecular function (GO): iron ion binding; oxidoreductase activity, acting on paired donors, with incorporation or reduction of molecular oxygen; monooxygenase activity
Source: RefSeq, a predicted model, not a curated record